AGGGAACAUGGGGCGCUACUAUCUUUUCCUGGCUUUCUGUUUAUGGGCUCUGGCAUCCGCUUUACAUCCGGCAUCCUGUGAUGAGCUAGUAAGAAUUGGUUUGAAGAAACGGCCUUUGGAUCUUCAGAGUAUUAAGGGCGCCAAAGUUGCAAGAAUGGAAGGAAAAUAUGGAAAUGAAGCGAAAGGCAUGAACCAUAAUUUGGGUGAUUCUGAUGUGGACAUAGUUUCCCUGAAGAAUUAUUUGGAUGCUCAAUACUAUGGAGAGAUUGGUAUUGGCUCACCACCCCAGAAGUUCACUGUCAUAUUUGACACUGGCAGUUCCAAUCUUUGGGUUCCAUCAUCAAAAUGUUAUUUUUCUAUCGCUUGCUGGUUCCAUUCUAAGUACAAGGCAAGUCGGUCCAGUUCAUAUACCAAAAAUGGAAAAUCCUGUUCAAUUCAUUAUGGAUCUGGAUCUGUUUCUGGCUUCUUCAGUCAAGAUAAUGUUGAAGUUGGUGAUCUUGUAGUCAAAGAUCAGGUUUUCAUUGAGGCCACACGAGAAGGAAGUCUUGCAUUCGUUUUGGCACAGUUUGAUGGAAUAUUUGGGCUUGGGUUUCAGGAAAUUUCUGUUGGGGAUGCUGUGCCAGUCUGGUACAAUAUGGUGGAGCAAGGUCUUGUAAAUGAAGAGGUAUUCUCAUUUUGGCUUAAUCGGGAUCUGGAGGCAAAAGAGGGAGGUGAGCUUGUUUUUGGCGGUGUUGAUCCAAAACACUUCAAGGGAAAGCAUACCUACGUUCCUGUCACGCAAAAGGGUUACUGGCAGUUUGACAUGGGAGAUUUUCUUAUUGGGAACCAUUCAACAGGUUUUUGUGAGGGGGGUUGUGCUGCCAUUGUGGAUUCUGGAACAUCCUUGCUUGCUGGUCCAACUACUGUUAUCACUGAAAUCAACCAUGCCAUCGGGGCAGAAGGAGUAGUGAGCAUGGAAUGUAAAGAAAUUGUCACUCAAUAUGGGGAGAUGAUAUGGGAUCUGUUAGUAUCAGGGGUACAGCCUGGCAAAGUAUGCUCACAAAUAGGUCUAUGUAUCUACAAUGGAGCUCAGUAUGUGAGUUCUUAUAUCGAAACAGUAGUUGAAAAGGGGAAGGAGGAAAUUUCUGCUGUGGAAACUCCAAUGUGUACUGCAUGUGAAAUGGCUGUUGUAUGGAUGCAGAACCAGCUAAAACAAAAGGGAACAAAAGAAGCAGUUCUAAAUUAUGUGAAUCAGCUUUGUGAGAGCCUACCAAGUCCUAUGGGAGAGUCCGUGAUUGACUGCAAAAGCAUUGCAUCCAUGCCAAAUGUCACCUUUACCAUUGGGGAUAAAGCUUUCCACCUCACUUCAGAACAGUAUAUUCUUAAGACUGGAGAAGGCAUUGCAACGAUCUGCCUCAGUGGGUUUAUGGCUUUGGAUGUACCACCUCCACGAGGUCCUUUGUGGAUCCUUGGAGAUGUCUUCAUGGGGGUGUAUCACACCGUAUUCGACUAUGGCAAUCUCCAACUGGGUUUUGCUGAGGCUGCUUAGCAACCAUGAUCUCUAAUUACUUCCGCCUUACUAGCUAUCAUUUCUAAGAAAGCAGGCAUAGAUUGCAAAUGAAUGAAUUUAGUACAUUGACAACGGAGAUGGUAUAUUUAUAUUGUGUUUAUUAAUGCGAGCACACUUGAUAUGUAAGUAAGUUGUACUGAAAUGCAUGUUGUAGCUCUGCUUAUUUGUGGGUGAAGCAUUUGUGUUUUAGCUUUGACAUCAUGAUGUGAUAUCAGAUAUCUAUUCAAAGUAGAGGUGUCAAGUCAUGUCGUGUCAUUUUUGUGUCUUAUUUUUUUUUGGUACGUGUCAUGUUUUUCUUAAUAUUCCUGUC
Molecule: messenger RNA, 1859 nt
Organism: Ilex paraguariensis (yerba mate)
Lineage: Eukaryota; Viridiplantae; Streptophyta; Magnoliopsida; Aquifoliales; Aquifoliaceae
Source: the annotation of a GenBank genome assembly